Alternaria arborescens is the source of this 771-nucleotide messenger RNA. RefSeq lists its product as hypothetical. The record is from RefSeq and is a predicted model, not a curated record. Bases 1 to 771 code for a protein of 256 amino acids. The transcript has a single exon. Lineage: Eukaryota; Fungi; Ascomycota; Dothideomycetes; Pleosporales; Pleosporaceae.
AUGGCUUUGCCUAAGAUCUAUCUCGUCACUGGUGCCAAUCGCGGCAUUGGGAAGGGCUUCACAGGCCUACUUUUACAAAAGCCCUCUGUUACUGUCAUAGCUGCUGUCCGAAACCCAGCACACAUAAGCGCGAAAGAGCUCGUUGCGUUACCUAUCGCGGAAGGUUCAAAGCUCAUACUGGUACCUCUCGACUCUACUUCCAAAACUUCAGCCAAAGAUGCCGUCAGAAUCCUUAAAAAUGACCACGGUAUCAAAUACCUUGAUGUCGUGAUUGCCAAUGCUGGCAUCUCCACCGGUGGUGGAACAGUACGCGAUACUGAAGUCGGCAAUAUCACGGAGCAUAUUCGUGUUAACACCAUCGGUCCGGUCGUGCUCUUCCAAGCGAUUGCCGAUCUUCUUCAGGCGAGCCCAACCAAGCAGCCGAUUUUCGUUGCCAUUUCAACAUUGGUCGCAUCAAUCGGAGCCAUGGAUAUGCUGGCCGCUUUUCCAGCGAAACAUAGCCCUUACGGAGGCAGUAAGGCAGCCUUGAACUGGUUCAUUCGCCGUCUCCAUUUUGAAGAGCCUUGGCUUACGAGCUUCGUGUUUCAUCCUGGACUUGUCGAGACAGAUAUGAACACGGAUUUUGCUGCUGCGAGUGGCUCACAAUGGAAGGAUUUCGGGGCUAUCAGUGUUGAUACCAGUGUGACUAACAUGGUUGGUGUAAUCGACGAAGCUACUAAGGAGUUUAGUGGAACGUUCAAGAAUUACGAUGGCACUGCGUUGCCAUGGUAG